AUCCCCUUGUUUUAGCUGUUUUGGCGUCAGUUGCCAGAGUAGACCUCUCACACACUACUCCAAGAACACACUCUAAUACAAUUAGAACUACAAUUUACUCGGGCUUGCUUUGUCUGUGUGUUUUUUGGGACAGUUGAAAAGAAACUUUAGUGAUUUACUUACUCGCUUAACCAAGAUUUUGGGGAAUUAGUGGAGAUGCAAACAAGAAAAAGAAUUUUGGAGGGUGAGGAUGAGCAGCAGCAGCAAGAGCGCAAGAGGCCUGCCUUAGCUAGUGUCAUAGUGGAAGCGCUGAAGGUUGAUAGUCUCCAGAAACUUUGCUCAUCCUUGGAGCCAAUUCUUCGGAGAGUUGUUAGUGAAGAAGUAGAACGUGCAUUGGCAAAGAUUGGUCCUGCAAGACUCGCUGGAAGGCCAUCAUCACCCAAACGAAUUGAAGGCCCUGAUGGGAGAAAUUUGCAGCUGCAUUUUAGGUCAAGACUUUCUUUACCCCUUUUUACCGGGGGUAAGGUUGAAGGAGAGCAGGGUGCUGCUGUACAUGUUGUUCUGAUUGAUGCCAAUACCGGCCAUGUUGUGACUUCUGGACCUGAAUCAUCUGUCAAGCUGGAUGUUAUAGUUCUCGAAGGUGACUUUAACACUGAAAAUGAUGAAAACUGGACUCAGGAAGAGUUUGAAAGCCAUGUUGUGAAAGAACGUGAGGGGAAAAGGCCUCUUUUGACUGGUGAUUUGCAAGUGACACUCAAGGAAGGUGUAGGAACUCUAGGAGAGCUUACUUUUACUGAUAAUUCAAGUUGGAUUAGAAGUAGGAAGUUUAGGCUUGGCCUAAAGGUUGCAUCAGGAUAUUGUGAGGGUAUUCGAGUACGUGAAGCGAAGACUGAGGCUUUCACUGUUAAAGAUCACCGAGGGGAAUUGUAUAAGAAGCACUAUCCACCCGCAUUGAAUGAUGAUGUAUGGAGAUUGGAGAAAAUUGGAAAGGACGGAUCAUUCCACAAAAGGUUGAAUAAUGCAGGGAUAUUUACUGUCGAGGAUUUUCUCCGGCUUGUGGUUAGAGACUCGGCGAAGCUACGGAAUAUUCUUGGCAGUGGCAUGUCAAAUAAAAUGUGGGAUGCACUCAUUGAGCAUGCAAAGACCUGUGUCUUGAGCGGAAAGCUUUAUGUCUACUAUUCUGAUGAUUCGAGAACCGUAGGCAUUGUGUUCAACAACAUCUAUGAACUUAGUGGUCUAAUUGCGAAUGAACAAUAUUAUCCAGCUGAUUCCUUAUCUGACAACCAAAAGGUAUAUGUUGAUGGAUUAGUUAAGAAGGCAUAUGAAAAUUGGAGCCAAGUCAUAGAGUAUGAUGGCAAAACUCUUCUGAACUUCAAGCAAAAUAAGAAACCAAAUGGACCCCGGAAUGAACUUCCUGUUGGACCUAUUGACUAUCCUAAUGCUUUGGAAAAUCAGCUUGGUGCUUCCCGAUUACCCAUGUCUGUUCAAUCGGAGCCAUCUUCAUUGGAUUCAAAUAUGUUUGCAGGUAUAUAUCCUUUUAUUCCAUAUUCCACUGCAGAAAGAAAAAUAAAUUUCAUCGUGCUUGAAUUGAGCACGGCUAGAUGAAAUGAAAAUAGUCUCCGUUAGGGUUUAAUUUUUGGUUGGGAGGGUUGUGGACAUAUGAACAUUGUCGCCUUGUUUUUAUUUUUGUCUUUGGGAAUGUUGAAGGUUUAAUUAUGUUUCUGUUCUGUGGAUGAACGGGCCUGUAUGGAACAGUAUAUGAAAGGAUUUGGUCGAUGUGCCUGUUGUUUUAUUUUGUUCUACUGCUCCUUGAGCGACACGGCCACACUUACCAUAAUUAUUGUAAAAACUUGAGAAGCAUCGUUGGUGGAAUUAUUUUGAGAAAUGAAAGAUUAAAGAUGACAGAAGAUGGUUAUUCCUCAUAAACUGGUGAAAUUUUUAUUCAUUCUGGACAGAGUACCUGCCUUGUAGAGUUUUAGGUUUAUUAAUCACUUUCAAUUAUAGAGGUUCUUGCAAGCUAACAAAAUAGAGUGGUCUGGAAAGACUUCAGAUUUUAAGGUAAACCAAGUGUAUGGAUGAUUGCUGGACCAAUUGACAUAGAAUUUCUGAAUCUGCCAUUUAUGAAGGGUUAUGUUCAUUCCAUCUACUUUCUGAUAUAAAGUGCAUCGAAAACUCCCCUUUAGUACUGGGUUUUAUGGUUUUCUUGGAAGUAGGAGAAAUGACAAGGAGAUAAAAUGUAAAACAGUUCCAACUGAGAUUUCUUUGUUUCCCUACGAAUUAGACUCUGAAAACUUAGUUUGUUAGGGUUUGUGAUCCCUUUGUAAGGUAGGUUUGUCAAAUUGUUCAUCUUAUCUUUGUCCCUUAAUUCUUGGCUGAAUUCAUCUUUGUCUGCAGUAUUAAACUUUAUCUUUGUCCCUCAAUUCUAGGUUCUGGCUACAAUGAUAGUAUGGGUACCAGAUAUGCCAGCCAGUCCCAGAUUCUCGGUUCAGAUAACCGUAGUCAAUUUGGGAGCUCUUCAUUUGGUGUUUCUGACCAAGUCAACAAUUCUCAUCAAAUCCAGCAAGUACGAUAUGAUGAUAGGGCAGCAUUGGCCCUUACUCCUCCUCAGUCUUCAUCAUUCCAGGCAGGUGGCUCUUCUGUCCAGCAGCCCAAUCUAAAUCUUUUCGAUGAUUGGUCCCAAACUCGUGACAAGGGUGUUGAGGACUUUUUGUCAGAGGAGGAAAUACGCAUGAGAAGCCACGAGAUGCUUGAGAAUGAAGAUAUGCAGCAGUUGCUUAGACUUUUCAGCAUGGGAGGCAAUGCUGGCGUCAAUAUGCCUGAUGAUGCUUACGGUUUUCCAAAUUACAUGCCGUCGCCAUCUCAAAAUUUCAGUUAUGAUGAGGACCGCACACGACCUGGGAAAGCCGUUGUUGGUUGGUUGAAAAUUAAGGCUGCCAUGAGGUGGGGCUUUUUCAUUAGGAAGAAAGCAGCUGAGAGGCGGGCACAGAUUGUCGAAUUGGAUGAUGAAUAGUAGGGCGAGUUUGAUCAUCAGCUAUCCCUUGUAAAGAUGCUGACCCUCAGCAACACAGGAGGAUGUAUUAGGGUUCGACUGUGCAGAAGUAGAUUCUCUCAUCAGGAAUCUCCAAAAGGCUAUUCAUAUUUCUGUAACAGACCUCAAUUUUAGUGUACAUUUUUCUUUGUACAGGGAUAAGUUUUUAUUUGACUUGAAUUUGACUCAGAUUGUUGCUGACACUAUGCUUUCAGUUUGUAAGAACUUCGGUUUGACAAGUAUCUGAUGUUUGUUAUCUUUCAGUUUGUUGCCCUUUCUGUCUUUUCAAGUGUUUGAUUGCGUUCCUAUCCAGAUGUUAGCAAGAAUGUCUUCUGUAAAAUGUGCAGAUCCUCUUACCCAGUAUAAUGGUGCUGCAAGGUUAUUGUAUUAAUGUCGGCUACAUUGACCUAAUCAUGCUUCUGAUCAAAGAUCAUGCUUCCUAUUCAGGACAAGACAGUUUUUAAAGCAGAAGAAACCAGGGCUUCAGUAUGUUUUUUGCCUGGAUAUUUUCAAAUUUGGCGCCUAUGCUUACAGCGGGAGAGUUUUGAGAUGAAUUAAUGGCACAAACUGACCCAUGAAAACGAUUGAAAAUCUUGAAGGGCUCUGAUUUUUUGCAAUAUUUGUCAUGGAUUUUACACUAUGGUUUAAGAUGAUAUGAAGGCUAAAACAUGUCAUAGUAACUUGGGGAGAGUUCAGCUCAGCCUUCCAGAAGUGAUUUACCUGGCUCAAAUUCAAACUAAUUAAUCUGGGUAAUAUUUUUGGACGUCGAGCUGGACAUGGAACAGUCCUAUCUUGCGGCCUGCUUAUCUACAGGAGAUGGUUUGGAACUUGAAAAGAUAAAUAGAAGAAGAAUUAAGAAACAAGCCUUGUGGAGAUUAGUGAUGGCUAUAAGCGUUGUCAAGAUGGACGGAACGGAGGAUAUUUUGUGGUGUGCAUUGGGGAUUAGUGAUGGCUAUACGGGACUUGUUGAAGAAAGAAUGGUUAGUUAAGUUGAAACAUAUAUACUGGGAGCUAAAUUUUGCUGCCCACUCAAUAGCUACCUUCGCAACGAGUAGCCCUAAUGGUUUAUUGUGCUAAAUGAUCUUCUGUCUGUUAUUCGAUACUGGUUAGAACAUGAUAUAGUUAGUGUGCCGUACUCGCAUUAAUAUGUUGUAAUAGUCUAGAAUUAAGAUAAG
Molecule: messenger RNA, 4182 nt
Organism: Oldenlandia corymbosa var. corymbosa
Lineage: Eukaryota; Viridiplantae; Streptophyta; Magnoliopsida; Gentianales; Rubiaceae
Source: the annotation of a GenBank genome assembly